Messenger RNA from Penicillium atrosanguineum, 1407 nucleotides. RefSeq names its product Zn(II)2Cys6 transcription factor. The transcript has a single exon. The coding region runs from base 1 to 1407 and encodes 468 amino acids. Lineage: Eukaryota; Fungi; Ascomycota; Eurotiomycetes; Eurotiales; Aspergillaceae. Gene Ontology annotation, biological process: regulation of DNA-templated transcription. The record is from RefSeq and is a predicted model, not a curated record. Gene Ontology annotation, molecular function: DNA-binding transcription factor activity, RNA polymerase II-specific; zinc ion binding.
AUGCCGUCCCCUGCGUGUGACCGAUGCCACUCUAUUAAAGCUCGGUGUCUGACAGGCCCCGCAGGCAGCUGUUAUCGCUGCUAUCGUCUUAAGCAUUCUUGCACUUAUUCACGAUGUCGUGGGAAACGAGGUCGAAAGCCAAGGGUUGCUAUUACUGAGGGCUCGGUGACUGAUUCAAGCGACGGACUGACGGGAAGCUUGGCGUCGCCGCUACCCAGCUCGCCAAACGAUUCCACCGAGGACUCGAAUCAACAGCUCAAGGAAGAAGAUGAAUGUGAAUCUACACACAAGCUCGAGUUCUCGAAAAUGAUAUUCCAAGCGGGCAUCAUCUCCCCAGUCUGCACCUCAUUCCAAGUAUGCACCUUCUACUCAUUUGGACCUCGGCUCAGCUUCGAGAUGAGCCAGAUGAUUCAGUGCCGAAUGGAAGAAGCCCCUUCACUCCUUCUCCACCCAUAUGAAGCAUUUGCUCGCGUACUAUAUCGGUGCAUGACAAAUCAGACGCCCUGUAGCAACGAAGAAUGGUCCAUGGGUGCAUCCGCCCUGAAAGCCCUGCGGAACGCGCAAAUAACCAAGGCUGAGUAUGUGGGUGGCAUCUUGGCCUUGGGCACGAGCUUGGUGGGCUUCCACCGGUUGAUAUCUGGUGUGUCGGCUAGCACAAUCUGUCGACAUACCUUGACUCUCAUUCGGCCGCUAUACUAUGCGGAUGAGCUGCGAGAUUUCGACAUGAAAGAGCUCCUGUGUCUUAUAUUUCUAGAUACAACUCAGUCACUGUUCCGAGCUCGGGUCCCUGUGAUUGAAUAUAGGCUUCGAGAUCCAUACAUUGUCAAUCACCAUGCGGGCCUUUGUGCUCCUCUGCUGCCACUUCUGUAUCGCGUUUGUAUCGUGGGAGCGGCUGUUCGUACAGGGCAUAGCGAUAAGGUCUCCCCGGGGGACUUCGAUUGUCUCACAAAUGAACUCACAGCAUGGUCACCGAACGUAUCAAAAGAUAUACUGAAGCGCUUCUCGGACGACGAAAUGCUUCUGCUUCUCUCACAGGCUAACCUUCAUCGGACGGCGGCACUUCUUCUCUUGCAUCGACUCCAAUACCCAUUUGGAGAGCGAGACUCCGAAGCAGAGUCCCUUUCCCAGUCGAUGGUGCAUGAACUGCUCCAUUGUCUGCGGGGAGCUGACCAGUUUCCACCCAACGUUACUCUAGCGCUCCUGCUGGCAGGGGCAGAGGUCCACGACUCAGAGAGAAGAAAGCACAUUCUAUCAUUGAUUUUCAAAAUUAAGGGUGCAUAUUUCUACCCUUUCAUUUCCAACCUGCGCAUGUUCCUCGCUCGUGUUUGGAAAGCCAGGGACCUGGGCACAGCACGAUACCUUUUCUGUCUUUUUGAGAAUGACCCAGAUUUGAGUGUGCCGCUGUGA